This is a messenger RNA of Linum tenue, 888 nucleotides long. The record is from the annotation of a GenBank genome assembly. Lineage: Eukaryota; Viridiplantae; Streptophyta; Magnoliopsida; Malpighiales; Linaceae.
AUUACCUAGAUCCCAUUGUAUUAGUCCACCAUAGCCUCGCGUCCUAUAAAUUCAAUGUUGAUUGCUUCACUUCCUCCCACACUACCACCAACGCAACAACAGUUAAUUAAGGAGAAACAAAGCAACCGAGUAAAGAAGAUGAGUACUCUGCUCUGCGGGAAGCUGGAGGCAUGUUUUGGGAUCUGUCUCCCGGCGAGUCAGCACCACGACAUCUUCAGCGGCAGGCCUCACCACGUCUGCAACAUGGCUCCGACCAAGAUCAAGAACUGUGCUCUCCACGAAGGCGACUUCGGCAAAAAGGGCGCCAUAGUUAUCUGGGACUAUGUUCAUGAUGGAGUUCACAAGGUGGCCAAGGAACUAGUCGAAGACAUCGAUGAUGUGAACUUUUCGACCACUUUCAAGGUGGUGGAAGGCGAUCUUAUGAAGGAGUACAAGGAGUUCAAGAUUGUUGUCAAGGCAACUCCCGAAUCGGAGAACACUAGCCUCAUCCACUGGACUAUGGAGUACGAGAAGCUGAACGAGGAUGUCCCCGAGCCCUUCUCCCUUAUGAAAUUUGCUGUGCAUCUCAGCAAAGAUAUCGAUGAUCACCACACCAAAAAGUGAUCAGAUCAUCGUAAUUAUAUAUUCCCCCCCAUAACCAGCCGUUUGUGAUUCGUACCCUCAAUAAUAUCUGUAACGUACAAGUGCAUGCAUACAGCAGUACCGCUGUAUCUAUCUCUAUCCUUGUUUACUAGCGAGGCGUUGUUGCGUUUGCUCCUUCAGUUUCACCAUUUCGUGGUUUUGUUAUUUCCUCCUUAGUACCUUCGGGUUAUGUUAUGCCAUGAUGCAGCAAUAAAUAAUGAUAAUAAUUAUGGGGGGAGUUUUACACAUCUUGUGAAUUAUGCUAUG